GCCGGACGGGCAGCGCCGAGGGCCAGAAAGGCCGGCGGGACAGCGGGGUGUGUCGCGGCGUGUGUGUGUGUUGGAGGGGGCCACCAUGGAGGACGACGCGCCGGUGAUCUAUGGGCUGGAGUUCCAGGCAAGAGCUUUAACACCUCAGACAGCAGAAACGGAUGCAAUAAGAUUUUUGGUUGGAACACAGUCUCUUAGAUAUGAUAAUCAGAUUCACAUCAUAGAUUUUGAUGAUGAAAACAACAUUAUAAACAAAAACGUUCUCCUUCAUCAAGUGGGUGAAAUUUGGCACAUCAGUACCAGUCCUGCAGAUAAAGGUGUGCUAGCAACCUGCUACAAUAAAACUUCAGACAGUAAAGUCAUGACAUGUGCUGCUGUUUGGAGGAUGCCGAAGGAAUUGGAAUCAGGCAGUCAUGAAUCCCCUGAUGAUUCAUCAAGCAACACUCAAACCCUGGAGCUACUCUGUCACCUUGACAACACAGCCCAUGGCAAUAUGGCCUGUGUUAUGUGGGAACCAAUGGGAGACGGUAAAAAGAUUAUUUCGCUGGCUGAUAAUAACAUAUUAUUGUGGGAUUUGCAGGAAAGUUCAGCCAAAGCUGUGCUCUCUAGUUCUGCAGCCUUGGAAGGGAAAGGACAAUUAAAAUUUACUUCUGGAAGAUGGAGUCCACACCACAAUUGCACACAGAUUGCAACAGCCAAUGAUACUACUGUUCGAGGGUGGGAUACACGAAGCAUGAGACAGAUAUAUUGCAUAGAAAAUGCACACGGACAGCUGGUACGAGACCUAGACUUUAAUCCCAAUAAACAGUACUACCUGGCUAGCUGUGGAGAUGACUGCAAGGUGAAAUUCUGGGACACAAGAAAUGUCACUGAACCAGUGAAGACACUGGAGGAGCAUUCCCACUGGGUCUGGAAUGUCAGAUACAAUCAUUCUCAUGAUCAGCUGAUCCUUACAGGAAGCAGUGAUAGCAGAGUUAUCCUGUCUAAUAUGGUAUCAAUUUCUUCUGAACCAUUUGGGCAUAUGGUAGAUGAUGAUGAACUAAGUGACCAAGAGGACCAGCAUCAAGAAGAGAAGAUUAAAGAGCCCCUCCAGGACAGUGUAAUAGCUACCUAUGAAGAACAUGAAGACAGUGUAUAUGCAGUUGAAUGGUCCUCAGCAGACCCGUGGCUAUUUGCCUCUUUAAGUUAUGAUGGCAGACUUGUUAUUAACAGGGUUCCCAGAGCUCUUAAAUAUCACAUACUGUUAUAAUUUGUUUGGAUUAUGGGAAGUUGUUCUCUUGAUGUACACGAUCAGUAGGUGUUGUUUAGGUUUUUUUCAGGAUCUAUUUUUAUUAUGUAUAAAUGUUAAAAUUUUGUUAAGAAUAUCUGUACUAGUAUAGACACUUUAAUUUUCUCUUUUGUAUUUGCCUUGGAAAACUAUGAAGAUUUUUUUUUUUUUGAGGGGCUAAACACUUUGUGAAUUAUUUCUAGGGAUAUUGGGUACUUCCCACACUAUUGCUUUAUUACUUCAGCUUUAUUGCAAAUAUAGUGGAUUACACAGGUGUUGUUAUGCGGAUAAAAAUCUGGGACAAUGUAGGAUGCAUGUAGCAAGUGAUCUACUCAUUUACAAUAAUAAUAUUUUAUCUUUCUGAUAUAAACAGCCUUUUUUCUUAGCUAGGGCCAUGUUCUGCUAAGUAUUCUGAUCAUUCUUCAAUGUUUAUAGACACAGUUGGGAAUGGUCUUAAAAGUCUUUCUUAAUUCAGUCUAAUAUUUUAAACAGUUUUUCUCCAAUUUUGCAUAUCCUCAGAAGAAAUAUUAAUUGUGAAGGUGAAACCUUUGAAAUAUAUUUUACAUUUUAAUCCUUAUGGUAGUAUCAACAGAGCACCAUCCUGUAAUUUGCAAACUAAAUGCAAUUUUGAGCUAUGUGUUGUUAUUUGAAACAAUAUUUGGCUUUACCGAAAUCUCUUAUACUCCCAUGUUUAUAGAACUCAGUUGUGCUGUAGUAUAUUUUGAGAGACUCCGGAGCUACGCCGUUGUUAACCUGAAAAAUCUCUUUAGUAUUUGCAAGUAGUCUCUCUCUCUUACCCUCUUGGCUCGGUGCCAUCCUGCGGUAGGCUGACAUGAUGUAGCAGGCUUUCACCUAAGCACGGAACACCCUUUGCUGUAUCCUGCUCUGUGCAAUACCUGACCCAGGCAUCGGGGACUCUCUUGUGACAAACGCUGAGAACAGGCAGAUGCUGCCCCGCAGGAGGAUGCACGGAGAACUGGAGAUGUGACUGGAAGGCGUGGUGGAGCGUGCCUGUACGGACUGACACCCCCCUUCCCCUUGCCUUCCUGUUAAGGUGAAAAUUCUGCUGCCUGCUCUUUGUGUACUCAGCCUAACCACGGCACUAAUUAUUCCCUGUUGCCUUUUCAUCGCUAUUAACUUCAGAACCUGGGUCUGUUGGUUGUGGUAGCAUUGUGUGAGGCCGCUCUGAAGAAAUGGCAAGAACAUGGGAUGGAAAGAUCAAUACCAGACUGUUUCCGUGAUGCCUCCCGUUGCUAUGACAACCAUUGGUGUUAGUGUGGAGGGCCAGCCUGCUGCUCACCUCUGCUUGUCCUUACCCACUCUUGGAUCGAAACAUGUCCAAAUGUGAUUUGUUGUGUAUACACAGCUGCUUCUGUGAGAACACGCUUUGAGAGCAUGACUGACUGCCACAGGCCAAAGCAUCCGGAAGAGAUGAAAGCUGAAUUCUAUUUCUGGCUUUCUUAAAGAGCUUGUUUGGAAGAAUUCAUAGGAGCAAAGUAAUCUAAUUAAAUCAUCUGUACUAUUGUUUGUGUUAGGAGGCUGCCUGUGUGCUCCAGAAUGAAUGCUUCAUUGGAAAUUCUGAUGGUCUGAUUUUCUGCAUUAAGAUUUUAAACUUGUGCUAUUUCAAAUUGUCUCAAUCUGUAAUUAGGCAUGAGCUAUUCACCUGUAUGCUGUAACAAAAAUUACAUUUCCAAAUCAGUAGUGCUUCAGUUCUCUGAAUAUCAAAAUCCUUGGUUGGGCUGCAGCUUUGUAUAUUGAGCUUUCAAUCUUCAGACAGAAAACCUUGUUGGUUUUCCGCCCCCCUCCCCCUGAAAAACCCCACCCCACUGCAGUAUAUCUUUAGUAUGCAGCAGAACUCUUUAAAACUUUCUUCACGUUAGCAAUAAAGGUCUGAUGAAGCUUUAUUGUCUGGUAAUGUAUAUGGCUUGCAGCGUGAAAGUGAUGGGAAAUUACGUAACAGUAUGUGGGAUUUGAUUUCAUUUUUUAACAUGUAAUAAAUGUGGGACAGAGUUCAGACUAA
Molecule: messenger RNA, 3287 nt
Organism: Calidris pugnax (ruff)
Lineage: Eukaryota; Metazoa; Chordata; Aves; Charadriiformes; Scolopacidae
Gene: EIPR1
Product: tumor suppressing subtransferable candidate 1
Exons: 9
Coding region: 86-1249 (387 amino acids)
Biological process (GO): protein ubiquitination
Molecular function (GO): protein binding
Source: RefSeq, a predicted model, not a curated record